Cuscuta epithymum is the source of this 1765-nucleotide messenger RNA. Lineage: Eukaryota; Viridiplantae; Streptophyta; Magnoliopsida; Solanales; Convolvulaceae. The record is from the annotation of a GenBank genome assembly.
UUCACGAAUCUAUCAAAAUUGUACACCGUCUCAACUGUCAAGUUCUGGUGAUCGAUCUUGCCCUUCCAAGACCCGCGACUUCAGACAGAUCAGUAUGAAAUUUGCGAAAUCGCUGAGAGAUAGACGAAGCAGACAUGGAAGCCGCGAAUAUCAGGGGAGCCCACAGAUGGAAGAAGAAAGCUUCUCUUCACACUCCAAGAUCUGCACUUCUCACCGUUAUAGUAAUCUCCUCUAUCCUUCUCCUCUUCUUCUACUUCAGACGUUUUUUCGUUAUUCCGUCUGAACUUCCACUCUCCAGAAUUUCCCCGGCAUUCAGUACCUUACGAUGCGGUUCCUCCUCCAGAGAGAAGUUCCUCUGGUACGCUCCCCACAGUGGAUUCAGCAACCAGCUUGCCGAAUUCAAGAACGCCCUUCUAAUGGCUGCGAUUUUAAAUCGAACCCUGGUUGUCCCUCCCAUUCUCGAUCAUCACGCCGUUGCUCUGGGAAGCUGCCCCAAAUUCAGGGUUCUAAGCCCCCCUGACUUGAGAUUCGCUGUUUGGAAUCAUAGUGUUGAGCUCUUACGUAAUUGCAGAUAUGUUUCUAUGGCCGAUAUUGUUGACAUUUCAGUUACUGUGUCUGGUUCAGCAGUAAGUGUUGUGGAUUUUAGAGAUUUUGUGCAUGAAUGGUGUGGUGUGAAACCGGAUCACUCAUGCUCUAGAGACCAAAAGGCUCAACCUUCAUUGCUACAAAGACUAAAUGAAUGUGGGUCUUUUCUGUCUGGAAAAUACGGCAAUUUAGAGAGUUGUUUAUAUGCUGUAGAUGAGGAUUGCCGGACAGCGGUCUGGACAUACCAAAAAGACAGUGAAGAAGGUAGUUUAGACUCAUUUCAACCAGAUGAGAAACUCAAGAAGAAAAAAGAAAUUGACUUUGUUAGGAGAAGGAGAGAUGUAUACAAGACCCUAGGACUUGGCUCUUUUCCUGGAUCCUCCAAAAUUCUUGCAUUUGGAAGCCUUUUUACUUCCCCUUAUAAGGGUUCGGAGUCUCACAUCGAUAUCCACGAAGCUCCUAGUGAUAAAAGGAUCGAUUCCUUCAUCAAGAAGAUCAAAUACCUUCCCUUUGUUCCAGAAAUUCUUCAUGCUGGGAAGACGUUCGUUGAUAAUAGAAUUAAGGCUCCGUUUCUUUGUGCUCAGCUUAGGCUACUAGAUGGGCAAUUCAAGAACCACUGGAGAGCUACUUUCCAAGAGUUGAAGCAUAGGUUAGAAUCUUUGAAACAAACUGGACCUAACUCUGUUCAUGUGUUUCUGAUGACUGACCUUCCCAUGUCUAAUUGGACUGGUAGCUAUUUGGGUGAUAUAUCGAAAGAUUCAAGGAUUAAACUGUUUGUCCUUGAAAAAAAUGACAACCUGGUCACAGAAACUGCGGGGAGUAUCCUGAAUGGGAACCAUGGUAUGAAGUUUAGGUCCUUUUCAAAGCGUUCUAUCAAAGUUCAGGAGAAUCUGAAGAGUCAAACAUUGCCUGACGUGCUAUUAUACAUAGAGGAAACUAUAUGUAGCUGUGCUUCUCUUGGUUUUGUGGGAACUACUGGUUCAACUAUUGCAGAGAGCAUAGAACUGAUGCGGAAGUUUGAUAUAUGUAAAAGAUGAAACCUUUGUAAGGAUUCUUAUUACUUUUGGAGCUCUAUGGCCUGAGGUUGCCAAAUGAUACAGUUAGGACUUAGGAGAGGGUUAAGUCUAUUUUUUUUUAAAGGAAAACUGCUUAUAUUAAUAUCAUUAGGGUUCGGAUCGUU